This is a messenger RNA of Carassius auratus (goldfish), 1174 nucleotides long. It is a transcript of the gene chtf8, whose product is annotated as CTF8, chromosome transmission fidelity factor 8 homolog (S. cerevisiae). The transcript is spliced from 4 exons. The record is from RefSeq and is a predicted model, not a curated record. NCBI's taxonomy places the organism in Eukaryota, Metazoa, Chordata, Actinopteri, Cypriniformes, Cyprinidae. Gene Ontology annotation, biological process: mitotic sister chromatid cohesion. Gene Ontology annotation, cellular component: Ctf18 RFC-like complex. The coding region runs from base 170 to 544 and encodes 124 amino acids.
ACACAAAAGCGGGACUUUUAUUUUGAAGUGUAACUCGCACUGGCGGGAAACUUGUGUGUCGGUCAGCAGAAUAUCAUGCACAACAACGGAUCUGAUAAACGAGAAGGUCUACAGAGCAGGAAGAAUAUUGUGAUUUGUGAAUCCAGACACAGAGGAAACCGAUAAAAGAAUGGUUCAAAUAGUCAUUUCGAGUAAAGCUGGUGAAGCUCCAGCUGAAUGGCUGCUGGUGGAGCUGCAGGGAGAAAUGAUGUCCAGACAGAAUACUGGACUUGCAGGAAAUCUGAUGGGAGACCUGCAUUAUACAAAAGAGGGUGUACCGGUGUUAAUAGUCGGACAUCACAUCCUUUAUGGCAAACAGGUCAAACUGGAGAAGCCCUUUGCUGUUCUGAUGAAGCACUCUGGACUCCCUCGGGAUGAAGAGGAAAUGAUGGAAACCAACCAAGAGAAACCAACAUCUUACACUGUUUCUGCCCUCAUCAAAAAGAAGCUCAUCUUUAAAACCCGACCCAAACCCAUCAUCACUAAUGUGCCAAAGAAGGUAUAACUUAUGUUCAGAUAAUAAGAGGCGGACUGAUCGGCACAGAAUUCUAGAUUUGUAACCAUAUGUGAAUAUAAAUGUCAUUUUGAAUGGUGGAUUAGUGUCUUUGUACAUUGUUGUCAGGAAUGAGUAAUUGACAAUAACACUGAACAAAUAUAAAUAUUCAAAGUAAUGGGCCUAACGUGAAUUUGAAAAUAAGAAAAUGCUCACAUUUGAAUGGAAGUUUAUUGUAUCAAAACAUCAGGUACAAGUGUUUGCAAAAAUAAUUACAUGGGAAAUGUCCAAAUGUAAAGAAUCCAGCUUCUUUUGCAUGUACAUAAAUACAUAAAACAUAAUAUGUAAAGUUCAUGUGAGAUUAAAAAGACCAUGAUGGCCAUUUCUAGGUAAUGUACAUCGUGGAAAUACAGGUUAGCUGUGACAGACCAAACAGUGGCGUUUUAGCAACACUUGAAUGUUUUAUUUUGUGAGUAGAAUUAAGCUGCCAGUAGCAAUCUGAAAAACAACUGUGCAUUUUGGUUAAAAAACACUUAACAACUUCUAUUAUGGAUUGUGAAUCAUUUCUUAUUCUCUAAUCUGUACAGUUUUAUGAAAAUAACUUAACAUGUUUUCCAUCAAAUAAAGUUUCCUAGGAAAAUG